Molecule: messenger RNA, 1304 nt
Organism: Nelumbo nucifera (sacred lotus)
Lineage: Eukaryota; Viridiplantae; Streptophyta; Magnoliopsida; Proteales; Nelumbonaceae
Product: protein YABBY 4-like
Biological process (GO): regulation of leaf development; cell fate commitment; multicellular organism development
Cellular component (GO): nucleus
Source: RefSeq, a predicted model, not a curated record
AUAUAUUAAACAACGACACCACCAACACCACCAAGCACCACCCAAGCAGAGGGAAAGAGAAGGCGUGCUUUCUGAGUUCUUUACAUCUACUACCUUAUAAGUCGAUCCAUCUCUUCUUCUUCUUCUUCUUCUUCUUCUUUCCUAUCUUUGAUUCUCCAUUUAUAACUACUUGUCAACAAGAACAUAUCCGAGUUGAUUAGCUUGUCAAUCUAUCAAUCAUCAGUCAAUCAAUCGAAGCUAAUCAAUCAAGUGAUCCAAUCAAAUCAAGGAAUCAAACAUGUCCUCGUCCUCUGCUUUUUCACUGGACCACCUAUCUCCCUCCGAGCAGCUCUGCUACGUCCAUUGCAACUUUUGCGACACUGUCCUCGCGGUGAGCGUCCCGUGCAGCAGUUUGUUCAAGACGGUUACGGUUCGAUGUGGGCAUUGCACCAACCUCCUCUCUGUUAACAUGCGCGGGCUGCUUCUACCUGCAGCUAAUCAGCUUCACCUUGGCAAUACCUUCUUCUCUCCUUCCCGCAACUUUCUGGAAGAGAUCCCAAGCCCACAGCCCAACUUGUUGAUCGAUCAGCCUAACCCAACUGACUCAAUUGUUUCAGUCCGAGGAGGAAGCGAUGAGCUCCCCAGACCCCCUGUUGUUAACAGACCUCCGGAGAAGAGACAGAGAGUCCCGUCUGCGUACAACCGAUUCAUCAAGGACGAGAUCCAACGCAUCAAGGCAGGAAAUCCCGAUAUAACCCAUAGGGAGGCUUUCAGUGCCGCUGCAAAGAACUGGGCCCACUUCCCACACAUCCACUUUGGUCUCAUGCCUGAUCAAACCGUGAAGAAACCUAAUGUGCGCCAACAGGAAGGAGAAGACGUUCUUAUGAAAGAUGGUUUCUUCGCUUCCGCCAACGUGGGCGUGUCUCCUUACUAAAUAGUGAGCUGUUAGCUAGAUAGGGUCUCUCGUCAUUCUCUUCUUCUUUUUCUUCACUUCCUUUCUUUAGGGGAGAGACCAUUGGUCUUGGCUUCUCAUGUCAAAUGAUAGAGCAAGUCUUAUAUAUAUAUAUAUAUAUAUAUAUAUAUAUGAAGUUUAGGAUGUCAAGUCUACCAACUUUUAACUCCUCAUAACCCCAUCUAAAAAUCAAGGUCCUAGUGUACUGAUAGCUCUCUACGUGACUACGUGUAUUUUGGAAUUUCAAUACAACUUUUAAUUUGCUUGUAGAACAUUAAUUAUCCUUUGGUUUGGAGUUUAGACAUGCUCUUAGUACUGGUGUGUUUUAAUUUGUAUGUUAUAUAAUCAUAUUAUAUCGUCCCUUGUUAUUUUA